GUGUUAGUGAUGGAGGGAGAAUCUGUCACACUAAACACUGAUGUUACUGUAACACAGAGAAAUAAGAUACUGUGGAAGUUUGGAGAUCAAGGUGUUCUCAUAGCUCUCUUAGAUGACAAUGAGGUCUCAUUAUUUAAUGGUACUGAAGGACGAUUCAGAGACAGACUGCAACUGGAUCAUCAGACCGUAUCUCUGACCAUCAUGAACAUCAGAACCACAGAUGCUGGACUCUAUGAACUAAAUAUCAAGGGAGGGCCAGGGGACAGAGUCAAGAAAUUCAAUGUUACUGUCUAUUCUCAUCUGCUCAUUCCUGUCAUCACCAGAGACUCUUCACAAUGUUCAUCAUCAUCAUCAUCAUCACAGCAGAAUUGUUCACUGGUGUGUUCAGUGGUGAAUGUGAGUCAUGUGACUCUCUCCUGGUUCAAAGGAAACAGUUUAUUGUCCAGCAUCAGUGUGUCUGAUCUCAUCAGCAGUGUCUCUUUACCUCUGGAGGUGGAAUAUCAGGAUAAAAACACCUACAGCUGUGUGCUCAACAAUCCUAUCAGCAACCAGACUCAACAUCUGGACAUCAGCAAACUCUGUCACACAUGUUCAGAAAUUCACUGUUGUGGUGUUACUGAAGCUGUGAUUCGAUUGGCCAUCACUGUUCUGGUGGGUGUGGCUGCUGUUGCUUUUGUAGUUUAUGACAUCAGAUCCAGAAAUGCAGUGUAAAGCUCUGUUCUUUGUAAAUCUGCUCUGUAACAACGUGUGGUAAA
Messenger RNA from Sinocyclocheilus anshuiensis, 755 nucleotides. Its product is annotated as SLAM family member 9-like. The record is from RefSeq and is a predicted model, not a curated record. The transcript has 3 exons. Bases 10 to 711 code for a protein of 233 amino acids. NCBI's taxonomy places the organism in Eukaryota, Metazoa, Chordata, Actinopteri, Cypriniformes, Cyprinidae.